Messenger RNA from Enhydra lutris kenyoni (northern sea otter), 2759 nucleotides. RefSeq lists its product as uncharacterized. The transcript is spliced from 6 exons. Lineage: Eukaryota; Metazoa; Chordata; Mammalia; Carnivora; Mustelidae. The record is from RefSeq and is a predicted model, not a curated record. The coding region runs from base 19 to 1164 and encodes 381 amino acids.
UGUAAACAUGCCUGUGAUAUGAUGGACCACAGGUCCUACAGCAGCAUAAUGCUCGUCCACUUUUUCUUCCCCAUCUCAGCUAUUCCCUCACCAAGCUUCCAGACUGUGGACAACCCCAGCACCUCCCACACCCUGGAAAGGACUGUGGGGACAUCUGUCCAGCUGCAGCUGAGCUCCUCCUUGUACCCAAAUGUCCGAGAGAUUGAGUGGAGUUGGCAUUCUGAGCCUGAGAAAGAAGAGAUCCUGGUGUCCUGGAAACCUAAUGCCACUCCUGACUGGUAUGAGCUGGAGGAAAAAUACAGGAGCAGCUUCUCUCUGACGGAGACGGCAGUUUUGAGCAUUAGGAAUCUCACCACGGAAAUGAGUGGAUCAUAUACAGCAAAGGUCAAAUUCCACACAGGAAAAUCCCAGAAGGAAGUCUUUAAACUCUGUGUAUAUGAAGUCAGGACUACGUCUGACCGCAGUGAGCCUACAGCUUGGCCGUCACAGGCUGAAGCAGAGCCCAUCCCCCACCCCCAGAUUGUGAUUCAUUCAUCCUCCUACCAGGCAGGCUGGUGCAAUGUCAGUCUGGAGUGUGGGACCCCAGGAGCCACAGAGAUCUGGACAGUGACCUGGCUGAGUGAGGGGCUCCCCAGGGAGCUGGAGGAGAGAGAGGCUCUGGGGCCAGUCCCCAGCUCCAGGAAUCUAAGCCUGAGCCUGCCCCUGAGCCAGCUGAAUGGCCCCCUCACCUGUAGGGUCAGCAACCCUGUGGACGAGAAGAAUGCAACCUUAUUCCUGCAGAACAUCUGUCUGUGGACGGGUUCUCAGAGCAAGUGGCUUUGGAGAGGUGUCUUGUUCACAGUUCUGAUGCUGAGCCUGGUCUGCGGAGUGUGCAUCUGGGUGAGGAAGAAGAUACAGUCCCGGAGGGGGAGGUCCACUCUGCUGCCUACAGAGCUGGGCUCAGCAGCGGUUCCCCAGGCCCCGCCCACAGAGGAACCUGCUGGCAUGCGGACUGCGGGGGCCCACAGCCACAGUCCUCCUGACGUGGAGAUCAGCCUCCUGAGACACCCCAAGAAUGACAUGGAGAGGGACAGCUGCCAUCCUCCUAAGCCUGAGUGCAGCCCAACCGUCUACACUGUCUACGAGAAGGUCCGGAUGAGCCGAAUGUCCCAGAAGGACACCUAGGUUAAUGAAGACAUCGGGGUAUGAGGGGCCUUGGCAAGACCUGCCCCACCCUACACUCCACCCAGGGUCCCAGAAAUCCCUCCUUAGGUAGAGCUAGGACAAGACCCCACGUCUUCCUGAUGUGCUCCCCCACCCCAAGAUGGCAGAGCAGCACCACGUGCCCCAGGGCUCCUCACCAAGGUCUUCUCACCUCACGGGUGGUGAGCUUUGACCACGUCGCUUGAGCAUCCAGCAAGACAGGCUGAUUCUUGGGCGGGCGGUCAGGUUUCUGACCUGUGACCCACUGACCCCCGUGAGGGAACGCCCGUAGUCAGCCAGGACCCGAGGACGCGUCUCUGGGAACAGAGAUGCUUUCCCAGAAUUGGGCGGGCCUUGGAUGGAAGAUUUCCAGGAUGUCACUGCCCAGCCCACCCCCACGAACAGAAGAGGGAUGGCCUGGAUGUAGAAAAGCAAGAGCUGCUCAGAUAAAGUUCAGGGUCAGCUUCAGCACGGAGGGAGGGGCAGAAAGGAAGGAAAUAAUUUUUGAGCUCCAUCACCUGCAGGCUUAUAGUAAGCACCAGAAAUGCACUAGCUCCAGAUCUCUCAAAAUUCAAGCAAUUUAUCAACCCUGUUAAAAAAAUUACCUAAUGUACAUAAAUUGGAAGAAAGUCAAAGGCACGCCUCCUUGAAUUUAUAUUUCAUCAGUUGCAAAUGGGAUCCUGUUCCUGUUGUACCUCCUAAUUAGUUGUUACAAUAAUGCAUACACAACACGUAUUGCCACACCGCUAAGUUUCUCUACUGUUUGAAAUAGUUUUUCGUUCGAUCCCUUCGAAUUUCUGGGCAAAGAACCAUAUUAAUGACAAAUAAUUAGAAUUUUUCCUUCUUUCUUUCCGAUUUUUACGCUUUAUUCCUCUCCUGUGUCUUGAUGCUGGUGAACACCCCCCAGUGUUUAAUAAGAGUGAUUCCGAAGCUCAUCCUUUUGUUCCGAACUUAUUGCAAGAGGUUCAAGGGUGUCCCUGUUAAGCAUGAUGUUUAUUGUAAGGCAUUUAAGGCAUGUCUAAAAAGUAUGUUCUUAGUGCUACUUUAUCAAGAAUUUUGCCAUGAAGAAAAUGUUAGAGUUUAUUCUUUCCCUUUUAUCAUCCAUGAUGAUGUUAUCCGGUUUUCCUGUUUUUUCCUCUGUGAAUAAUACAUUAAUAGAUUUCCUCCUAUUGAACUGUUCUUAUGCUACUGGAAUACAUCCCAGUUGCUGUAUUAUUUUCUUAAUGUGCUACUGUCUGAUAAUAUUUUCAUUUGGGAUUUUACAUCAUUAUUCAUAAACGAAAUUGUCCUGUGUUUUCUGUGGUUUACUUUGUUAGUUUGGUAUUUGUAUUAUGCUUAUUAGGGGUUCCUUCUAUCUCCACUUCUUGUAAUAAUUCAGUAAAAAUUUGCUUUGUAGUCCCAAAAAAGAGUCCUUAAAAAAAAAAUUCUUGGGGGUCCUGAGUGGCUCAGUUGGUUGAGUGUCUGCUUAGGUCAUGAUCUCAGAGUCCCAGGAUCAAACAAGUCAGAAUCUAGCUCCCCGAUCAGUGGGGUGUUUGCUUCUUCCUCUACCUCUGCCCCUCCCCCCAACUCACGCUCUC